Perkinsus marinus ATCC 50983 is the source of this 648-nucleotide messenger RNA. Its product is annotated as beta-tubulin, putative. Lineage: Eukaryota; Perkinsozoa; Perkinsida; Perkinsidae. Gene Ontology annotation, cellular component: microtubule; cytoplasm. Gene Ontology annotation, biological process: microtubule cytoskeleton organization; mitotic cell cycle. Gene Ontology annotation, molecular function: structural constituent of cytoskeleton; GTP binding. The coding region runs from base 1 to 648 and encodes 215 amino acids. The record is from RefSeq and is a predicted model, not a curated record. The transcript has 5 exons.
AUGCCGAGCAUCGACGAUUCCCUCAUCGUCCAUGUUGGUCAAUGCGGGAUACAAGUUGGUGGGGCGAUGUGGAGUAAGCUCGCUCCACUACAUGGCAUGCUGUACUAUGACGAGGAGCCCCCAACACCCAGGGCAAUCCUCGUCGAUACGGAGCCAAAACCGAUGAGAACAAUGCGGUGCGAAGCCAGAUCUAGACAAGGACUAUUCUUCAGAGAUCAACUCUGUAUCGCAGACACUACAGCAAGGGGGAGAGGAGGGAGCUGGGCUAUGGGAUACGUCGAUAACGACCCGGAGUUCCUGGAGCAGAUUGAGGACACUUUGCGACGCGAGAUCGAGUACAACGAUCGUAGCUUGGAUGUUGUUAUCGUACAUUCGCUAGCAGGAGGAACGGGAGGCGGCCUUGGCAGUAGAGUGAUGGAGAUGGCCCGAGAACAGCUAGGAAGCCAUGGCCUACUCACUGCCCUCUCUAUUUCCAUCAACGAAGUUCUCGCUUUGCAACGGAUAGAAGAGGUUUGUGACUUCGGAAUCUUCGUCGAGAACAGCAGCUUCAAGGCUUCCUCUGUGGAGGAACUCAACAGCAGAAUUGCUGCGGCGAUCUUGGACACGCUGCAGAGCAGGAGUGGUCUUGGUCUCGACGAUUUCCAAUGA